AUGGCGUCGUCCCUCGCCGCGCAGCUGUCGCAGAUUGCGGCCAACUCCACCAACCAGUUGAAUCUGAAAGCACAGAGAGUCGCGCAUUCGCAAUCUCUGAUUUUUGACAAAAAGGUUGCCGGAUCCCAGGACUUUGAUACGAUUUACGACAUUUGCUUUGACGGUUUCCGGGAAAUAUGCGAGCUAGAUCCCCGUUUUGCGCAGUUCGAGCGUUCGAUCUUCAGCGAGCGAAGCAAGGCCCAGGAUCGGACGGAGAUGACCGCAGCGGAAAACAAGGAAUUGGAUUCAGUAUUGGAAGACUUCAUGGCAUUAAUUGGCGGGAGGUUAUUACUGAAUCCCGCCGUAAAGGCUGCUGAAUGGCUCAUCAGACGCUUCCGAGUACAUGAGUAUAAUACUGAAUUCACCAUCCUUACAUUUUUACCAUACUACCCUACACCUCUAUUCCUGAACCUACUCUCGAUACUUCCCGAAGACCUUCCAUCGGCGUUCAAGGUGCUCAUACCAUAUAAACGGAGUGCGAUGAACCCUGUUCGACAAGCCCUCGUGCAAAACGCCAUCUCCAACCGUGAAGUUAUAACCGCCCUCAACAACCAUGUUCUUCAGGUUAGUCGAAAACGGGCCCACCACCACGCACUGCUGUCUUUCUGGGCGGGGAUAAUCACCGAGGGUGUUGCUGGGAUGCUGGAUUCAGCACGCUCGGGCCGACGAAAUGUUGAAAAGCAGAAGCACGACGGUGUUAUACUCCAUAUCCUUCCAGUUCUCAACAAUGGCUUGUCAUUGAAGGAUGUUUCAGAACUGGUGAUUGGGUGUUACAUGGUUUGCGUUGUGCUCGCACAGAAGGCUGAACUUCAGGAUCAAGUCCUGGAUGGGCUGAUGGAAGGUGUUGCCGGGUCAUGGACGGAGGAAACGCUGAGUUCUGGCCUUAUAUGUAUUGCGGUGCUGGCACAACAGAAGCCCGAGCCCGUAUUGCCGAAACGGGUGUUCAAGGCUCUGCUUCGCUUGGAUGACCCAUUGAAGCAAAUAGCUGAAAUAUCAACGGAGUAUAAAACAUCUCAGCUGCUUCUUGGGCUUGUGGCUGGCUGCGUUUGUGACCUCCCAAGCCAAAAAGACUCGACCCGCUUGGAUCUAUUGUCCUUGAUGUUUGAGAGUCAGCUUUUGGGCGAUGCCGAACUGAAAGAGGCCAUGGCCUUGGUUCUCCGAGCCGCGGGCAGCAUUGAUGGGUCAAUAACCUUGGAUGCUCAAACGCAUCUUGCAGAUCUUGUCCAGCACUUCAGCCGGUCAAAGUCGCUCCAGCCAACCUUCCAGAAGUUGAUUGAAGAGUCGUCGCUUGACCUCAGCGUACUAGAGCACAACUUGCAAACAGCCAUCGAAUCUAUUCCUGUCAGCAAAGCGAUCGAAGAUGUGGAAAUGGAGGAUGCAGAUAAGGAAGUAUCACAGACAGACGCUUACCCAUCAGCCCUAGAAUCUGUGGCGAAGGAGAGCGCGUUCAAAACUUCAUUCCUCAGUGGGCAGUCCAUUCCGGUGUUCGAUAAACUUGUCCAGGUCUUCGCACUAUCCGUUGGCUCUCAAGAACGAAUGAGGUCCUUUACCGAAUUGCCUGUUUUAUGCAUGGCAAACGCAACAAAAUCCCCUCAAUUCCUUUCGUUCUUCAUCCGAGUCUUCACUGGCCCAUACCCAGCCGGCACAAAGGCCGCCGCUUUGAAGACCAUUUCCUCCACCCUCAAUUCCGCGGCCUGGGCUGACCUCGAUCUUCAAGCGGUAUUGCCUUUCAUGCUCGUUGCCCUAUCAGACCCCGUCGAAAGGGUGCGCUCCGGGGCUGUUGAUGCCUUGGCGGUCAUUGGAAAGUCGGCUGGAAAGAAAAAGAAAAACACCGUCUGGGCUCGCGAUUCUCUUUAUGGGCAGGACAAGCAAUCGAAGGAAAUUUCCUGGCUUGCCGCCGGCGAUUUCCAGAAGGUCUUGGAGCGGGCUGUGCUCCCUGAAUUGGAAGAGUGUCGAUCUGAUGGUGAGCACAUUGGUCGCGCUCUCGAGAACGCCUUACGAGGAUCAGCAACCGAUUCUGCUUCUGCACUCAAGAAGCCCUUACGACUUGCUUUAUUCUCGUGCCUCUGUUCACACGCUGUGAAGAUUCCUCUCUUUGCCCCCAAAGCCGGCUUGCUGAGCUUGCUCAACCGGGUUGACAAGGCUGGCGGCACAACUCGGACUAAGGAGCUCGAACCGUUGCUGAAGUCAUGGCGAGGUAUGAGUGACCAAGAGCUUAAGGAAAUCCACGAAAGGGAGCAUGUUUCUGUGUCUGAUUUCGAGGAUCAAGUACUCAAAACAGUUACGCCGAAGGAGAAGGAUUCUGUCCAUCUCCUUCUGUCCACCGUCAACCCUUAUUCGGCGUCACUCAGACCCUCUUUCGUAUCUGCUGUAUUCAACCGCAUUCGCGACGUCUGGGCUAAGGUCCCAGAGGACCGCCAAAUCGCCGCCGCUGAAGAGCUGUUUAAUAUCUCCAUUCAAGAUUCGGAAUCGCCUCUUGUCCUUCACUGUCGGGACAUUCUCCGUAGCGUAGAGCUUCCUGGCUCUGUGCUCCUAAGCUAUCUCCAACAAAUUCCUGUUUCAAUUACAGACAUCGACUCCCUCGGCCCUGCGCCAAAGCGGAGGCGCACCAGCCAGAAUAACAUGGUGGCAAUGACAACUAAGGACGAGGCCAAACUCAGCAAACUGAUGGACAAGAUGACAUUCACCCUGGAACUUGUGGACGGCUCCAAUCCAGAGUCUCACCCAGAACUCACAGAAGGCCUGUUCCAAGCUCUGGCGGCUCUCCACCAUUUCAAGACUCAAAUCCAAUCUGGCAUGAGCUACCUACUCAGCUUAACGCUUGGUAGCCUCCUUGCCAUCGUCAACCGAUCGAAAGGAAGUGUCAAGGCACAAUUCGAUACGUCGGUUGUGCGGGCUGAUAUGGUCGUUGAUUGUGUCCGCACCACGGAGAGCCCCCAAGUUCAGAACACAGCUCUUCUUCUAGUUGCUGGUCUGUCUGUCAUCGCGCCCGAACUGGUUCUCCACAGUGUAAUGCCCAUAUUCACGUUCAUGGGCUCUAGCGUUCUCAGGAAGGACGAUGAUUACUCGGUUUCCGUUAUCGACCAGACAAUCGAUCAGGUUGUCCCGGCUCUAAUUCAGUCGCUACGACACCAAAAGCGUGAUGUUGUUUCCGGGACAUCAGAGCUUCUACUCAGCUUUACUGCGGCUUUCGAGCACAUUCCUUCUCAUCGCCGUCUACGACUAUUCCAUGCUCUGAUCACCAAGCUAGGGACGGAGGAGUUCUUAUUCGCGGUUUUGGCAAUGCUCGCCAACAGAUAUUCCACAGACAAGGCAGUUCUGGUCCUCAUGACGGGGUUGGUCUCUGAUGCUGAUGCAGCUGUCGAAUUGACUACCUACAGUAAAUUCCUCAACUUGGUGAGCGACUCGCUCAAACCCAAGCCCGGAAUCUCGCAGGUCCUUCUCGGUAUCGGCAGCGAUGACGGCCGCGAACCUCACAAGGUGGCUGUAGAUCUGCUGCGCGCGUUGGCUUACCUUUUCAAACAUUCAUCCUUGAAAGUCAAGAUCGCCAGAGCGCUUACAGCUGAGACGAGCGACGCAGACCAGAUCCGCGCUCUGUUCUCCAAGAUCCUCGAACAGGUUCUGGCAAUUGGAGAGGCCAUGCAGAACGUUAAGCCCGUUCACCAGGCUGCAGGUGAUGUGCUCAGUGGGCUAUUCAGCACCCUCACCACUGUGGACUUCCUCGACACGAUCGAAGCCUUGCUUAAGCGACCUGAUGACGCUCUCCGCCGGAAGGUUCUCAGCCUCCUUGCCAUUCGCCUGCAACAAACUCCUGAGCGGGACGGCGACUCCCAGAUGCGCAUGCUCGACUUCGUGACUGUUUUGGUUGAUAUCGUGCAAUCGUCUCCUGACAUCUUGCUCAAACACGCGGCGGUGACUUGCAUCGACCGUAUCACGGAGAAGUAUGGCAAGAAGGAGCCGUCCAAGGUUACGCACGCCGCACAGGUUGUUGCCAGCGCCUCGUGCAUUGGCCAGGAGGACGACCGCAUCCGCAUCAACGGCGUGUUAUGUCUUGCCUCGAUGGUGGAGGUGCUUGGACAAGCAAUGAUCCCUGCGCUCCCAGAGGUUCUCAACCGCUCGUUGUCCUUGCUUGAGCUUAGCAUGGAGAGCAACAAGCUCAACACGAGACUUCACGAUGCGGUGUUCACCCUCUUUUCUUCCCUCUUCGUCCACCUCCCUUACAUGGUCUCAGCAUCCCACCUCGACCGCUUGCUUGUUCUUUCCUUCAAGUCAGCCGCCACAGAGGAUCUUGACAACGACAACAGACAGGAAUCACUCCGCUUUAUGGCCCGAAAGGUCGACAUGGGCUCAACGUUUGCGUCCAUCGACCGCAACUGGGAACAGGCUGUGAAGGCCGGGCCGGCGGCUACCCGUGAGGUCCUAGAAGCCGUUAGCCUCAGCAUCGAGAAGCAUCCCAAGUCUGCGACGAUGAAGAACCUUUCCGUCCUGACAAGCAUCCUCUUCCGCGUGUUCGACUUGCGUCGGGAACAACUCUCGCUCUCUACAAAAUCCGUGUUCGAUACUUCGGACCUCGAGGAGGUUGAGGAUCUUGCCAACGAUGUCACGAUCAAGAUGAUCUACAAGCUCAACGACACGAUCUUCCGCCCUAUCUUUUCCAAGCUGGUUGAAUGGGCAACGGCGCUCCCGAAGAAGGAUACUCAAGGCAGCUUGGCUAGGUUAACUACCUUCUACCGCUUCCUGCAAGUCUUCUUCAGCACUCUCCAGUCCAUCGUCACCGGCUACGCCAGCUACAUAAUCGAAAGCGUCGUCUCCGUCCUCUCAACCGCCAGCCCAUCAAACCCCAACACCAAAUCGCUCUGGCUCGCAACCAUGCGCAUGCUCCAAAGCGCCUUUGAGCACGACCAAGACGAAUUCUGGCAAUCCCCAUCGCACAUAACCAAGAUCUCCACACCGCUAAUCUCGCAACUCCGCCACGCCACAAACGCCCCCACCGCAGCCCUCAUCACCGACGAAGCAAUCCCCACAAUCACCGAGCUGGCCGUCGCCGCAGACUCCACAGAUAAUCACAAGGAGCUGAACUCGGUGCUUAUGCGGUUCUUGAGGCCCUCUUCUGCUGCUCUUACUAGCGGUAGUGGUGGUAGUAAGAAGAGUUCUGUUGGCGGUGGGGACAACCCACACACGCGCAUUGCGGCUCUCAAGGCUGAACAGGCGCUUACUGAUCAUCUUGGUGAGGAUUGGCUUGCGCUCUUGCCGGAGAUGUUGCCGUAUAUUAGUGAGUUGAUGGAGGAUGAAGAUGAGGGAGUGGAGAGGGAGGUGAGGAAGUGGGUUAAGCAGAUCGAGGGAGUUCUUGGGGAGAGGUUGGAUGAUAUGUUGACUUGA
Aspergillus versicolor CBS 583.65 is the source of this 5418-nucleotide messenger RNA. RefSeq names its product snoRNA-binding rRNA-processing protein UTP10 (gene utp10). The coding region runs from base 1 to 5418 and encodes 1805 amino acids. Gene Ontology annotation, cellular component: 90S preribosome; t-UTP complex; small-subunit processome. Gene Ontology annotation, biological process: maturation of SSU-rRNA from tricistronic rRNA transcript (SSU-rRNA, 5.8S rRNA, LSU-rRNA); positive regulation of transcription by RNA polymerase I. The record is from RefSeq and is a predicted model, not a curated record. Gene Ontology annotation, molecular function: snoRNA binding. The transcript is spliced from 4 exons. NCBI's taxonomy places the organism in Eukaryota, Fungi, Ascomycota, Eurotiomycetes, Eurotiales, Aspergillaceae.